AUGUGGGCUUCCGAGGCCGGGCUCAAUGACGACGACCCGCGCGAGAUCCAGCGUCGACGAGAGGCCUACGCUCGCGAGCUAGACCACCAGAUCGCAUUGCGCCGGGCGCGUCAACACCAGGAGCAAAUGGAGCGCGAGGAGCUCGAGCGCAAGCUGGCACCGAGCGAGCGCUCGCCGUCCAAGUGGCUGGUCGAGGGCGGGCACCUGGACAUGCCAGCAGCCUCCCAGUCCCCCUGGAAGUUCACGCAGAGCGUGGAUCUCCACGAGGAGCAGCGGCAGGACCGCGGCGCAGCUACGGGCGAAGCGAACGGCGUGUCCUCGUCCCACCCGCGCUUCCGCGUGACAGACGAGAGUGAAACCAGCCAGAGACUGCGAGAGCGCGCGCAGCAGAUGCAGUGGAAGAGGAUGCUGGACGAGCAAGUUCAGGAAAAGGCGCGACUGAAGGAACAGCAGGAGGCGGAGCGGAGGCGCAGCGAGGAAGAUGCUGCGCGCGAGGAGAUGCGCUACCUUCGCGAGCAGCAGCUUCGAGCGCAGAGACGGCUGGGGCAGUUUUCUCCGGCGGUGAAUGCUGAGUUUAAUGAAAACAGGGCGGAGACGAACUCUCCGUAUCGUGCGCUACCGUCUCCACCGGAGGAGGCGGGGAACCGACAGAGAAACAACUUUCAACAGGCUGCGAGUGGCCGCCACAACUUUGCAUUUGGCAGCGACAACCGUGAUGACGACGACAACUAUUAUCAGAGAGAUCGACAGUACGGAAAUCCUGGAGCCGCUGAAGCGUUGCUUCCCCCACCUGCCCCGUCACAGCUUCAGAUGCCGCAAGGAAAUUUUCGUGUUGCGAGGGAUGAUAGUCGCGACACGUUUGAUCGUAGCGCAGCGGGACGACCGUUAUAUUCCCAAGAGAGCGACGCACAGGAAUCCCGCCAGCAACUGGAGCAGCAAAGCCGCAUCAUUGAUGAGUACCGAUCGCUGCUGGCGGAAAUUCGCCGUGAACGCGAAGAGUUGCGGCGAGAACGAGACGAGGUGCGGCGCGAAAAAGAAGAACUACGUGUGCAGCGUGCACUUUUGCAAUUGGAAAACGAAAAGAUGGCAAGCCUUGUGGAUGCACAGCGGGCUUUGAAUGAGCAGCACCACGCGGAUCUCCAGACGCAGCAGGCGCAACAAGCGCAACAGCUUGCUCAGCAGCAAGCUCAGCAAGAACAGUAUCAACAGGCGAUCCGUCUUCAGCAUCGACUUUCACCGGAUGAGUCUGUGGGGUUUGAUAUGAACAACAUGGCUAAGAGUUCGAACCUUCCGGAUCGUACCGAAGAUGCUCCUGAAACGCAGCCGUACUCUCGACUCAACCAGAUUCGCCAGACGCUCGGGGAUUUAAACAUCCAUGAAGACCACCCUCAACCUGCACUUCAAGGACGGCGAAGAAAGCCACCAAGUCCGAUGUCCAUGGCAGACUUUUCAACGCCCACCCCCAACAAACGAAUGGUAGUUACCACUAUGGAGUCGCCGCGCUUCCAACGCCUGUCACGCUACCGCCCGAUCCCUGCUGUUCCAGCCCACGACGAAAGCGUUCUCAACCAGUCUUUAGUUGGCGAAAGCGUCUUCGUCCCAUUAAGCCCCAAGUCACAGAACCAAGAUAACAACGGGCCGGCACCGCGAGUCACCGCUUCUCCAACCUCCGCGGACAGGCGAGCUGACACCCGUGCGAAUCCUCUACGAAGCAGCCGCGUCAUCAAGAGCAGGGGGUUCUACGACUUUGAGCCAGAGUUGAAGAGCGACGACAAGCUGGAAUCCUUCGCAAGCGGCAGCAUGCGAGACAGCUUUGGGUCGGAUCUCGGCAGCAGCCUGUACGGAGAUGACGACGACAAUGACGUAAGCGACGCGGAGGACGAGCUGUUCGAACAUGACGCCAAGCGUAACGGCGACUCGUGCCCACCAGCUAGUAGCGGUCUGUUCCAAGUUCAGGUUCUUGUGUGA
This is a messenger RNA of Phytophthora sojae, 1968 nucleotides long. RefSeq lists its product as hypothetical. The record is from RefSeq and is a predicted model, not a curated record. Bases 1 to 1968 code for a protein of 655 amino acids. The transcript has a single exon. Lineage: Eukaryota; Oomycota; Peronosporomycetes; Peronosporales; Peronosporaceae.